AUGUUCCGGAGUCAAAGUCCGCUGAAACUGCGGGCAUCUUUCAACCGGCUUCGAAGAUGCUCUUGCCGCCGAAAACUCCUCUUUCGUCUACUUUGGCCAUCUCCGUGGCACUUCCAAGUGCCUGUGCAGCUGUCUCUGACGGAGCUCCAGAACACCGGAGACCAAAUGUCUUCAUCUCGACAGCCGGACAUGCUCCAACUCUCUUAUAUACCUCUAUUUCGAGUACGAGACACGCCUCUGCGCUCCCUAUAUCGACUCUACGAGGACCUCUGCUCUAAGAACAUUAUCAUGAUGAGCUACGAAUGCGACUACUACUUCUAUCAUGCUGAGGCACGUUGGCAGCUAUCUCGUAUCCCUGAUCCUAUGGACCCGGACCCUACGAGGUACGCAUUACUGGCUAGCUUCGCCGAAGCCCUCGUCUCUACAUUCAAUUGGAGGCUGAAGCUUGGGUUGCAGCGUGAUGGCACCCAGAUUGAGGGCCAGGAUCCAAUGAAGGUUCCGCUCGAAACAGCACCUCAAUGGGCAAGCAAAGUACAUCCUCUAGCAGAGAAGCUGGAUUUGCGGCCCCUUGAUGAGGAUAGUUCUGAUACAAUAUUUCUGAAGAGAAAUAUUCUGGCAUCGACGGGCUAUUUAUUCUGUGUGUGA
Metarhizium brunneum ARSEF 3297 is the source of this 645-nucleotide messenger RNA. RefSeq lists its product as uncharacterized. The record is from RefSeq and is a predicted model, not a curated record. NCBI's taxonomy places the organism in Eukaryota, Fungi, Ascomycota, Sordariomycetes, Hypocreales, Clavicipitaceae.